This is a messenger RNA of Mandrillus leucophaeus (drill), 1464 nucleotides long. It is a transcript of the gene ZIC5, whose product is annotated as Zic family member 5. The record is from RefSeq and is a predicted model, not a curated record. The coding region runs from base 1 to 1125 and encodes 374 amino acids. Gene Ontology annotation, cellular component: nucleus. Lineage: Eukaryota; Metazoa; Chordata; Mammalia; Primates; Cercopithecidae. Gene Ontology annotation, biological process: central nervous system development; regulation of transcription by RNA polymerase II. The transcript has 5 exons. Gene Ontology annotation, molecular function: DNA-binding transcription factor activity, RNA polymerase II-specific; RNA polymerase II cis-regulatory region sequence-specific DNA binding.
AUGUCCCCUCUUUGUAAGUUUCCCAAAACUAUGCUUCCGAAAUCUUGCGGAGGCUGCGCGCGGCUGGGCCGCAGGCCGGGGCUUGAGCGGAUCCCGCUCCAGGCCGCGCGGGCCUAUGUUCAUUUCUCUGCAACUCCACACAUAUCCGUUGAGCCUCAGGACUCAGCGCCAGCUCAGGAGGGCGGUAACCCUCGAAGAGCCCCUGAGAGGACUGCGAAUUUCGGAGCGAUUCUGAGCACCCAAAGGCCUUGGGCCAGUCGCAGCCCCCACGCAAGAAACUUGGCUGUGUUCGGUGACAUACAGAGGGCACCGGGGAGCGGUGGAGCCUCAGUCCCUCGACUCUGCGCAGCGGGAAGCCGCAAGCGCCAGCUCGAGCAUCCCCAGAGAUCGGGUACCGUGGCCUCCAGGCAGCUGAACGUGCCCUGCUCCAAAACUUUCGGCACCAUGCACGAGCUGGUGAAUCACGUCACGGUGGAGCACGUGGGCGGCCCCGAGCAGAGCAGCCACGUCUGCUUCUGGGAGGACUGUCCGCGCGAGGGCAAGCCCUUCAAGGCCAAAUACAAGCUCAUCAACCACAUCCGCGUGCACACCGGCGAGAAGCCCUUCCCCUGCCCUUUCCCGGGCUGCGGCAAGGUCUUCGCGCGCUCCGAGAACCUCAAGAUCCACAAGCGCACUCAUACAGGGGAAAAGCCUUUCAAAUGUGAAUUUGAUGGCUGUGACAGGAAGUUUGCCAAUAGCAGUGAUCGGAAGAAACAUUCCCAUGUCCACACCAGUGACAAGCCCUACUACUGCAAGAUUCGAGGCUGUGACAAAUCCUACACUCACCCAAGCUCCCUGAGGAAGCACAUGAAGAUUCACUGCAAGUCCCCACCACCUUCUCCAGGACCCCUUGGUUACUCAUCAGUGGGGACUCCAGUGGGUGCCCCUUUGUCCCCCGUGCUGGACCCAGCCAGGAGUCGCUCCAGCACUCUGUCCCCUCAGGUGACCAACCUCAAUGAGUGGUACGUUUGCCAGGCCAGUGGGGCCCCCAGCCACCUCCACACCCCUUCCAGCAACGGAACCACCUCUGAAUCUGAAGAUGAGGAAAUUUACGGGAACCCUGAAGUUGUGCGGACGAUACAUUAGAAUUUAUGAUUAAUAAUAAUAAGUGAAAUAAUAAGUCGGAGUCCUUGGACCACAUCCUAACCUGAGACAAUGCCGAGCCUGAGACAAACCCGUGACUCAGACUUGCCACCGGGUCUAAUUAGCCCUAUUUAUUCAGUAUGAAACCCUAUGGUGUUUGUACAUUUAAUUAAUUUAAUUAAGAUAUUUGGGCCCUUUUUUUUUUUUUUCUCUUAAAAAACAAACAAAAAACAACCAAGCUGGACUUGUACAUUGCAGGAGGACGGGGCUUGGGGGCAAAUUGUACCAAGGAAAAUGAAUGGAGAGAUUAGUUAAUGGAGAUACACGCUGCCGGUGUCAUAU